CGAUAGAACAACAUUUUGUAUAUAUAUUGAAGAAUUGAAAAUGUUUGCAUUGAAAAAAGCGGUUUAUUUUGGACAAUAAUAUUUAUUGUCUUUUUGCGAACGCUUGUGUGUGCAUGUUAAGAUAAAUAAAAAGUUACAACAGUUGAAAAUUGUUUUGAUUCUUUUGCUUGAUUUCGUUUUUAUUUAAAACAACUACCCUACAAUCUUCAGCCAAAAUAUGGCAAAUCACUAUGAAAUCCCAUCAUGGGCUGGUAAGGCACCCACCGGCCAUCAUUUGGAUGUUACGAAAGACGAUAAACUCAUUCAAAAACUUAUGAUUGAUGAAAAAAAAUGCUAUUUGUUUGGACGAAACAAGCAGCUAAAUGAUUUUUGUAUCGAUCAUGCAUCGUGUUCUCGAGUUCAUGCCGCACUAGUCUAUCAUAAACAUUUGAAUAUCUCCUAUUUGGUCGAUCUGGGAAGCACUCAUGGAACAUUUAUCGGAAAUCUACGACUUGAAUCACACAAACCAACGCAACUCCAAAUUAAUUCGACGUUUCAUUUUGGUGCUUCAACUAGAUAUUAUAUUUUACGCGAACGACCAUCGGCUGGAUCACGGUCCGAUAACAUUAUUCAUGAAGACAUACCGAUGAGUGAAACCGGCGAAGGUGCUUUACUAGGAUUGCCUGAAAGCGAAACCGAUUUAGAUAAUUUAACCGAAUACAAUACGGCCCACAAUCGACGCAUAUCCAUGCUCGGCAUCACGGACGAUGUCAAAACGAAGAAAAACAAGAAUAACAAACGCAAGCGACGCAAUGUCACUUUUAAUGAUGAGGAAUGCAUUAUCAAUCCAGAAGAUGUUGAUCCGAAUGUUGGACGCUUCCGUAAUUUAAUCCAAACAACUGUUAUACCAACAAAGCGUUCACGCAUUGAAAACAAUUUCAUGGGCUAUUCAACAGCUAGUUCAAGCGGUGCAGAUAUGACAAAGCAUUUAAAUCCAACAUCGUUCAUUCCUCAUCUGUAUCAAGAUCUUCCGCCGAUUGGCAGUAAAUUUGGAGAUAAAUUGAACGACGGCAGCAUUGGAUCGAAUUCAGGUCAUGGCAGUUUAGAUGUAAAUAUUUCACCGUCUGUGGUACCAUCGUUUGGUUCGAAACUUGGUUUAUUAUUACCCGAUCCAGCGCCCGAAGUUGCACCAAAUCCAGACAAAAUAAUCUCAUUGACACCGACACCAUUCGGAAUGGGACCACAAAAUAAAAUGUCAGACAACAAUAUGGAAAUUUCAAAUCCAAACGAGCCGAAAAAGAAGAAAUACGCUAAGGAGCAGUGGCCAGGUCGAAAGCCGUUAUUGAGUGGACUGUAAUACAAUCAUUUGUACUUUUACAUUGUAAAAAACGUUCAUUUUAUGUUUGACAGAGUAGACUUACGUAUAAUUUUUUUCGUCAUCAUUUAUUGAUUGUACAAAUCAAAAAAAUACCAUCAUCAUGACAAUCAUUAGUGUUUUUGAUUGUAAUAUACGAUUUUAAUGAAUAAAUCACUCAAUAAAAUACAGUACAUUUUCAAAGAGAA
Contarinia nasturtii (swede midge) is the source of this 1542-nucleotide messenger RNA. It is a transcript of the gene NiPp1, whose product is annotated as nuclear inhibitor of protein phosphatase 1. Bases 218 to 1336 code for a protein of 372 amino acids. The record is from RefSeq and is a predicted model, not a curated record. The transcript has 6 exons. Lineage: Eukaryota; Metazoa; Arthropoda; Insecta; Diptera; Cecidomyiidae. Gene Ontology annotation, cellular component: nuclear speck. Gene Ontology annotation, molecular function: protein serine/threonine phosphatase inhibitor activity; mRNA binding; protein binding.